Molecule: messenger RNA, 1775 nt
Organism: Macroventuria anomochaeta
Lineage: Eukaryota; Fungi; Ascomycota; Dothideomycetes; Pleosporales; Didymellaceae
Product: FAD/NAD(P)-binding domain-containing protein
Exons: 3
Coding region: 355-1698 (447 amino acids)
Molecular function (GO): FAD binding; monooxygenase activity
Source: RefSeq, a predicted model, not a curated record
CACAACAAGCGGGUAAUGCCCCCGCAAUAUGAUGCUUAACAUUCCAAUCAGCGUGCGGAUAAACGUCAAAAUGUUCGUAUGGGUCGUUACCUGCCGGUCGUGGGUCAUUGGCGUUGCCUUCCGAUACGUUGCGUAUUACCGAUGGAGUUGACGGCGUCCUCACGAUAACGCGGAUCAGCGCAAGAAGCAUGCGGCCUGGUGAUAUAUUUGAAGAACGGCUGGCGCAGUUGUGAUGUGGUCAUCACCGCCCAUACAUCUGCCGCAUACCCUGAGCCUGACGAACCGCGGCCAACACAUCGAUCUUUCGACUUUGAAUCUACUGAAUCUCAUUUCUACUCCUACGGAACGGAUAUCAUGACGCAAGGCUGGCGACAACUCGAUGUUGGUGUGAUUGGUGGCGGGAUAGGCGGCAUGUCAGUAGGCAUCGCCCUCCGCCGUGCCGGGCACAACGUCACUAUCUAUGAGAAGCACGAUUUUGCCGGUGAGGUCGGCGCAUCGGUUUCUUGCGCAGCAAACGGUACAAGAUGGCUGCAUGAGUGGGGAGUUGAUGUUGCGAAAGGUGACCCUGUGGUCUUGAAGAAGCUCAUCAACCGCGACUGGAAGAGCGGCGAGCCAGUGUCUACGUUCGACCUUGAGGACUAUGAAGAGAAAUGGGGAUACGUGUACAAUAUGUUUCAUCGCCAGUACAUGCACAAGAUGCUGAAAGACUGCGCUCUGCAAGAGGAAGGAGAGGGUACUCCUGCGAAGCUGCUUCUUAACCACGCUUGUGAAAGCAUCGAUCUCAAAGCAGGCACGGUCACAUUUAAGAACGGCGUACAUGCAAAACACGACCUGCUUGUAGGAGCAGAUGGUAUUGGCUCAGCUGUGCGUGGCAUUAUCGGGAUACACCCAGCUAAGCGUCCCGCUGAUUCGAGCUGUCUACACGCCAACGUUAACACCGACCAAGCCGUCAAGCUUGGCCUCGUCGACUAUUCACAAAAUGCUGCUUUGGAGUACUGGGGCGGCCAGGAAGGCAAGUGGGACAAGAUUGUCCUCUCCCCUUGCAAUGGUGGCAAGCUGCUUUCAUACUACUGCUUCUUCCCACGCGAGAAGGGCGACUACACGACACAGGCAUGGGGCACGGAAGACCUACCAGUUGAAGAAUUGCUCGCUCCUUAUCCGGAACUGGACGCGCAGGUCAAAGCACAUCUCGAGAUUGGUAUCGAGGUACAACCUUGGAGGUUGUGGGUCCAUGAGCCCUACCCGUACAUCCAGAAAGGAAACGUCUGCUUGUUGGGCGACGCAGGUCACCCGAUGAUGCCUCAUCAAAGUCAAGGUGCAUGCAUGGCCAUCGAAGACGCCGCUGCCCUCGGGAUCAUCUUCAACAAGUCCUACUUCCAAGGCGAUGUACACGAAGCUCUCGAGACCUACGAGAAGGUCCGAUUACCGCGUGCCACACGCGUCCAGGCUGCUGCUGCGAAAGCGGCCUACAACAUCAACGAGCGCAUUGGAUUCUCGGCGAACAAGGAUAAUUGCUCAACAUACAAAGUUGCGAAUGAGAAGGAGAAGCUAACGAUCGAGGAGAUGAACGCAUACGACAUGUACAAGGACGUCGAAGAGAAGUUGACUCAGAUCAGAGGCGAGAAGUUCCUCGCACCAUUCAUUUCCGGUCUGCCGAUUGGGCUCGAGAUGCCUAAUGGUGUAACUGUUGGAGCUUGAGCGGCGACUCACUGUGAGUCGACUUGUUGAGAUCUAUUCUGUGUUGUAACUUUAGCGUCAUAUUCGAACUUCCGGAU